UGCAAAUCCAAGGAAUUUGUCGUCCAGGCUUACUCACUUUGUUCAAAUAACUGUACAAUUGAAGUAUAUAUUUAUUAUAUCCAAAACCAGCGCACUCAAGUUUUGGCAGUACACUUCCUGACUCAGUAUACGAAGGAGAAGAAGAAACGAAAUGAAUAUUGUGCUAGGAAUCCUGAUCGCCAUCUUGUGCAUAUGUACAGUUUGCUCCAAGCCACACAGCGAUCCCCAAGAGAAUGUCCUAGAAACUAACGCCAAGGACCUUCAGCAAGAGCCAGAAGAUAUGGAGACGGCUGACACGAUGGCUUUCAGACCUCUGUUUGCGUACAGAAGAAAGACGGCACAGGGAUACAGGAUCAACAGGAGGAGUGAUUACAGUGGUUAUCGUCCUAGGGGUAGAUGGGUCUACGUCUACACGUAG
Acanthoscelides obtectus is the source of this 418-nucleotide messenger RNA. The record is from the annotation of a GenBank genome assembly. Lineage: Eukaryota; Metazoa; Arthropoda; Insecta; Coleoptera; Chrysomelidae.